Messenger RNA from Debaryomyces tyrocola, 669 nucleotides. NCBI's taxonomy places the organism in Eukaryota, Fungi, Ascomycota, Pichiomycetes, Serinales, Debaryomycetaceae. The record is from the annotation of a GenBank genome assembly.
AUGAGUCAGAAUAUAACAAAUGAAGAAGGUGUUAAUAUACCUAUUGAGGAUGAUGAGUUAGAGGAUGAAUUUAAUGAUAAUGUGGACGAACAACCAGCAAAAUCCGAAUCGAACAAUAAAGCUUCCUCAGAAGCACCAACACAGGAUACUCUUCCAACUGCAGCUGCUAUGCCAGACUUACCAGAGCUUUCAAGAAAGGAUAAGAGCUUGAAAGAAGUACUUGAUCUAAUGGAUGGUGAAUUUGCUCCAAUUAUACCCGAUGCAGUUACCGAUUACUACUUGGCUAAAAACGGAUUUGAGACAUCAGACGUAAAAAUUAAAAGAUUAUUAGCGCUAGCUACUCAAAAAUUCGUUCUGGAUGUUGCCCAGGAUGCAUACGAAUAUUCACGUAUAAGAAAUUCAUCAUCAGUUUAUAAUUCUGCCAACCCACAAGCAAGAGCAAAGCAAUUAAUACAAGGCCAACAAUACGCCAAUCAACAGCUGAUUACUGGUUCUGUUGGUGGGCCUGGUUCAGGUGUAGAGGGUCAGGGUGAUCAGCAGCAACCACUGCAACACACAGGUAGUAAUGCGGGUAAUCAACAAGGCAAAAUAGUAUUGACCAUGGAGGAUUUGAGCAGUGCAUUGAAUGAAUACGGAUUAAAUACCUCUAGACCAGACUUUUAUCGUUAA